Messenger RNA from Ricinus communis (castor bean), 1095 nucleotides. RefSeq lists its product as uncharacterized. The transcript has 3 exons. NCBI's taxonomy places the organism in Eukaryota, Viridiplantae, Streptophyta, Magnoliopsida, Malpighiales, Euphorbiaceae. The coding region runs from base 118 to 717 and encodes 199 amino acids. The record is from RefSeq and is a predicted model, not a curated record.
UUGAACACUACAUUUACGUUUACAAAGGGUUCAAGCCUUCUCAGUUCUCACCAUAGGAGAGACUUUUUUACACAUUUUGAUUCCUCAUUCAUUCCAGGAUAUCUAUCAUCUUGCUCCAUGGGUUUCAGUAUCAGACACAUGGCUAUUACUGUGGUGGCACUUGGUAUUACGGCCUUCACUUUUGGAAUUCUUGCUGAGCAAAACAAGCCUGAUUCUGGGAAGUCGCUCAAUUCCAAUGGAGUCAUUACCUGCAAAUAUCCCUCAGACCCAUCCCCCAUUUAUGGCUUCCUCUCUAUUGCAUUCCUCACUGCAUCUUCAGUCAUUGGCUCCUACUCCAUUUUUCAUCCUUACAAAGGAAGAAGUGUUCCUCUGAAGGAUCUAUUUUGCAGCACUACAAUGCUUGUGUUUUUCCAAAUUGCUGUAUGGGUGUCCUUCUUGGCUGAAGGGAUGCUGGUAUGGACAACAGUUGCUGAGCUCGUGCACUUGACUAACAAUGUGCAUCGUGACGCGAACACUAAAUGUCCCACAGCCAAGACUGGUCUCUUUGGGGGUGCUGCCUUUAUGGCUCUCAAUGCUUCCCUCUUUUGGUUGGUUUGCCUCAUGCUCGCUGAUAAUGCUAGAGAUGAUUACUUUAAUGAAGAUGAAGAGAAUCACGAAGGUCAUUAUGGUCAGGUUCUCACUGCAGACUAUGACGUUAAGGAACAAGCCAAAGUUUGAAACAUACCCUGAUGGAUCUGGCAUUAUACUAUGACGACAUAUCUCCAGUAUAAUUGCACUUUGGUGUGUAUCCAGAAGAACUUUUAUUUCCGUAUCCUGUGGCGUUUUAGCUUUCUAGAAUAACGUGUAAUUCUGUACUGUAACAUUUCUAAUCGGAGGCCAUUUGAGCAACUUCAUAUUUCACCAAACCAAGCCAAUAAAUCAGAUAACUUGCUACCUUUGGCAUUUAUAGUAAACUAAGGCAUACAUCCCGCCAAAUCCCAAUAACCAAUAGGGAACCCCAUAAUAAGGAUUAUCUCCAUUUAUCUACUGAAGGAACACCUCUAGUUCCCUAUAACAAGGAGUACAACUAUAAAACCUAAAGUAGUCAGAUCACUU